AUGCUGCUCCCCGAGUCGACUUCCUCCGCUGCGGAGGGAGUUUCUGAUGCACCUAGCAUCGCGAUCCAUAAUCCCGAAGAAUAUGAAGAGGAACGUUCGAGAUGGAAGGGCAAAGGAAAGGCUACCGCGCCAAGGAUAGAUCCUGGGUCCGUAUCAAACGGCCUGUCUGAUAGUGAGAUACCCGUCGACUGGACCCAAUACGAUCCCCCGGAAGGCCUGAAGGAUCCAGCUGGUUGUAGCACAGAUAUCGUUAUCCAAAUCAUACAGGAAUCCAUUGAUAGAGUUAAGGCGCGAAUAGUCGAGGAAGCGGAGAGACGAGAGACAGAGGAUGAAGUUAAGAAAUUAAGACAGGAGGAGAGACUUAGGCAAGAAAACGAAGACGCAAAAUAUGCCGAAACUUUGAAUUCAUCCCUGGAUGAAAUGCUGGGGGAACAUGGCGUAUCACUCGACAUCCCGGCCGAAGCUAGCUUACCAGAACGACCAGCGAAGUCGAAGAAGCGAAAAUUAAUGAAUCUUCUCCGUCGACUGAAUAAUAUUGGGGAGAAAGGCGAGUCGAGCGCAACCGGAGCAACUCUUCAUAGACGCGACGUAUCUUGGAGUAGCAUUGAACAAAGCACCCAGACAGCGAAAAGGAAGAUCGUAUCUGAGGUGUUGAAGAGGACGACAACAAAUAGCAGUGGAGGCGCUUCGGUCCGUAGCACAGAACUGGAAUGCGUUUCCUGUCUAGAUGACUUCAGUCCCAAGGAGAUGGUCAAGGCUCCAUGUCACAGCUAUUGCAAACCCUGCUUUCUACGUCUCAUAUCGACGGCCUGCCAAAACGAACAGCAGUGGCCUCCCAAAUGCUGCUUAAAUAUUAUACCUACUAAAACCAUAAAUGCCAACAUAAACGACGACCUAAAACAGACAUAUCGCAACAGAGCAGCCGAGUGGAAUAUACCGGUGAGCGAGCGGAUUUACUGCAACCACGCCAAUUGCAGCGUCUGGAUUCGGCCGAACCAAAUUAACCGCGCCCAAAAUACGGCAACAUGCUCAGCAGGUCACAGGUCUUGUAUCAUCUGUCGCGGUCCGCGACACGAGGGAAAUGAAUGUCCGCAAGAUAGAGAUAUGAUGAGAACCGACGAGCUUGCGGAAGUAGAGGGGUGGAAGCGUUGCUAUGGCUGCCACGCGUAUGUCGAGCAUAGAGAGGCAUGUCAACACAUGACCUGUCGAUGCGGCGCCGAAUUCUGCUACGUAUGCGGGGCACGCUGGCGAACAUGUGGUUGCGGAAUGGAGGAAUUAGCCGCCGUCAAAAGAAGAGCGGAAGAGCGACGCCAAGCUCGUCGGGAUAUCGAAGCUUUAGAAGAGGCAGAUAUUCAGGAAGCUCUACGUCUAGUAGCAGAAUUCGAACGCGAAGAGGCGCUUAAAGCUGAGUUGCUACAACGGGAACGGGAACGAAUAGCCGCCGAGCGCCGGGCGAAGAAAAUUGAAGAACGGAUCAAACACGAAGGCGAGAGACGGCGACUUGUGGGGUUGAAAUUCCAGGAACUCCGGGAGGUAUUCGCGAAUCUACACGAUCUCCAACGGAUCGACGUGCAGCGCACGCACAGCGAAGAACAAGUCAGCCUCGAAAUGACAACCGCUGCGACAUUAGUGGAAUUUCAGGAAAGUUGGAAGGAAGAACACGAGAAACUAAAAAUGACUGCUAAGGCUAAGCUGGCUAAGAAAGAGGAGGCGCUCAAAAAGGAGUACGUGGCGCGCGUGAUCGCGGAACAUCGUAUCGAGGAGCAGUAUCAGGCGGAAUUGAAGACGUACUGGUCUCGCUCUCGCAAAGAAGAUCGGGAGGAACGGGCUGAGGCUGCGAUGAAGGAGCUUAGACGUAAAAUGGACGAUGGCUUUAAGAGCUGGGAGAAAUGGCGGGAUAACGAACUAGCGACUUAUAGCUGGGAUGUUAAAGAAGAGCUGGGUAUCCGGGAGGAGCGUAUGGAGGUGGAGGAGCGGAGGUUGGUGGAGAAUACGCGGGAACAGCAGGACGAAUUCGGGAGGCGCAAGGCUGCGGAGUUACGGUGGGUAGAUGUUGUUGUUGAGGAACGCGAUCGCAUGCUUAAUGAUAUGGAGAUCGAUGAGAUUGAGAGGGGCGAGGAUGUUGAUGCUUGGUUUGAGGAUGAUGGGUUUGAUGAUGGGUCUAUUGAGGAUAUUGAUAUUGAGAUACCGCGGGAGAUGAUAUGGCGACCUCCUAUGCUAGGGAUAAUGCCUAGUCUCAUUUGGUCGAAGUCAUAG
Molecule: messenger RNA, 2256 nt
Organism: Annulohypoxylon maeteangense
Lineage: Eukaryota; Fungi; Ascomycota; Sordariomycetes; Xylariales; Hypoxylaceae
Exons: 2
Coding region: 1-2256 (751 amino acids)
Biological process (GO): positive regulation of proteasomal ubiquitin-dependent protein catabolic process; ubiquitin-dependent protein catabolic process; protein polyubiquitination
Cellular component (GO): cytoplasm; ubiquitin ligase complex
Molecular function (GO): zinc ion binding; ubiquitin conjugating enzyme binding; ubiquitin protein ligase activity
Source: RefSeq, a predicted model, not a curated record